Messenger RNA from Brassica oleracea var. oleracea, 1279 nucleotides. RefSeq lists its product as uncharacterized. The coding region runs from base 114 to 1100 and encodes 328 amino acids. NCBI's taxonomy places the organism in Eukaryota, Viridiplantae, Streptophyta, Magnoliopsida, Brassicales, Brassicaceae. The record is from RefSeq and is a predicted model, not a curated record. The transcript has 5 exons.
UUAUAAAAUCCUGUUUAAAUGUUUGGUGGAGACUGAAGAGGAAAGUCUUUAACUAUUGAAAGGAUCUGGGUUAAGGCGUUUCAUGUAAGCCUUAUCGUUGGAAGAGAAGAAAAAUGUUGAAGAGUAUUAACCUCCCUAUCUCCUGCAACUUCUCUAGCUUUCCUCAUCUAAAACCCUCCAGAAAAGCCCAAUCCCUAAGCCAACCCCGAAACCUCACCCUUGUACAAUCAAGAGCUCCUUUGCCUUUUCUGAAACCCGAUAGAAUUCUCCUUGGCAACAACAACAGACAAUUCUUGAAACACGAGAAGAAGGGUCUCUUCCAUGUGUGCAGAAGCUCACUAAACAACCCAGAUCCAGACAAAACUGAAAUUCAAGAUGAAGGAAGAGACUGGACGAGCUCUGUAUUGCUUUUCGCUCUCUGGGGUGCGCUUCUUUACUACUGCUUCAAUCUUGCUCCUGAUCAAACCCCAACACAAGACUUGUACUUUCUGAAAAAGCUGUUGAAUUUGAAAGGUGAUGAUGGUUUUAGAAUGAACCAGAUCCUUGUUGGGUUAUGGUAUAUAAUGGGUUUAUGGCCUGUUGUAUACGCUAUGCUCUUACUUCCCACUGGUCGAAGUAAAACUCAGGCAUGGCCUUUCGUUGUUUUUUCCUUCUUUGGUGGCGUCUACGCUUUGCUACCUUAUUUUGCACUGUGGAAUCCUCCUUCUCCUCCCGUUUCCGAGUCUGAGCUUAGACAAUGGCCUUUCAAUGUUCUGGAAUCAAAAGUGACUGCUGGGGUUACUCUUGUUGCAGGCCUGGGUUUAAUUCUUUAUGCCUUAGUUGGUAACGCCGGUGACUGGAAAGAGUUUUAUCAGUACUUUCGAGAGAGCAAAUUCAUACAUGUCACGAGUCUAGAUUUCUGCCUACUCUCUGCUUUUGCUCCGUUUUGGGUUUACAAUGACAUGACCGCCAGAAAAUGGUUUGAUAAAGGCCGUUGGCUGUUACCUGUAUCCGUGGUGCCAUUCUUGGGACCUUCUUUGUAUCUUCUCUUACGACCAGCAUUGUCAGAGACUACAGCUCCCACAGAUUCUUCUGCCUCAUCUUCUGACCCAAGUCAAUAGCAACAUCACGAUUAGAUUGAUGGUCUUUAGUCCCUUCUGUUGCCCUUUUGUUGAUGGAGUUAGAAUGAGAAAUAUUUGUAUAACAAGGGAGAGAGAACUAACAAAGGUUUCUAUAAAUGUUAAUGAAAGGUAAGUCAAACACAAAAUUGUCAAAGUAAUAUAUAUUUUAGGCAUUCAUC